Molecule: messenger RNA, 666 nt
Organism: Symbiodinium necroappetens
Lineage: Eukaryota; Dinophyceae; Suessiales; Symbiodiniaceae
Source: the annotation of a GenBank genome assembly
GAGCACCUCUGCCGCAAAGAGGACUUAGAUGCAGCGAUCUUGAAGGCUCUGGCUCAGCAGAAGAGUCCUGUCAUUCUUUGCGACCCAUUCCUCCCAGAAUGCCCCGUGAUUGGCGUCAACGCAGCUGCUCAAGCGAUGACAGGAUGGGGGCAUGUCGGGCGCCAAGAAGUGGCAUCCGCCGACGUGCGCCUCCUUGCUGGGGCCAAGCCAUCGGAACGAGGAGGCUAUCACCUUACGUACGGUCGAUACGCUGAAGGUGAGGAAGAAGAGCUGCAGCGGCUGGCAGUCCGCGCUGCUUGUGCCAAUGGUCGCCCUUGCUCCGUCAAGUUCCGGAAAAUGUUUGAGCUGCCAGGCGACCGACCGCUGUCGCUUUGGCUUCAGGGCGUGACCGUGGCCUACGGCGUGAACAAGGGUCCCCUUGGUGGCGGAGCGCAUAUUUGGUAUUUAGUGGGCAUCCUGAGUGACGCACCCGUGGAUGCUUGGGAGAAGGAGGCUCCGUCCUCGGUGGCGAUGGCCUCCCUGAAGCAAGCGCUUCAGGAGGUUCUUGAGGCCCAUGACGCGCUGCCCAAGCCAGGAGACAGCCAGGAGGCUGGGGAGAAAGACUGGCAUCCCUAUGGCGGCGAUGUGCGUCUUCUGAGCAAGCUGGUGUGGCACUGCCAGCCUUGA